GGGGAGGUGGGAACGACUCAACAGGUGAAACAGUUCGAUUAUUUCAUUCCAGCGAUGAAGGGAAGAUGCUGCGGUCUUGUGCUUGUGCUUGUUCAAGCAGUUAUGAUGGGGGAAGCCAAUUAUAUUUCGGAUGAAAGUCCCUUCUUUGGCCUAGUGGGUGGCGAUGUCCUCUUGAAGUGCAUGUUGAGACCAGUUACAGCCCUGAAUGAAUUGGAGGUGAGAUGGUACACAUCGGUGUCGCUGGUACAUUUAUACUCCGGCGGUCAGGAUCGACCUGACGCACAGGACGUGGCGUAUCGAGGGAGGACGGAACUCUUUCAUGAAGAGCUUCACCGCGGAAAUACCUCACUUAAACUGAAGCGGAUUAAAGCAUUAGACGGUGGCACCUAUACCUGUUCCACCAGGACGAACACCACCUACUUGCAGAUGGGGAUGCAUCUGGUAGUUGCAGGUUUUGGACUCCAGCCCUGGAUCCGUCUGGAAGAACGCGCCGAGCAAGGAGUACGUGUGGUGUGUACGUCUGAAGGAUGGUUUCCCCAGCCGGAGAUACUGUGGCGGGAUGGGAGCAGACAGGACGUGACCUCGCAGUCUAAUACUGGGUUCAUCGAGCACUCCAGCGGGCUGAUCACUGUCCACAGCCACAUCGAUAUCAGGAACGAUUCCUCAAACAGGUAUUCCUGUUUCGUGGGAAUCGGGUCAGGAUGGACAAAAGCGGCCCAUUUUCAGUUAUCAGUGGGUGGCGAUGUCCUCUUGGAGUGCAGGAUGCAACCAGUUACAGACCUGAAGGAAUUGGAGGUGAGAUGGUUCACAUCGAUGUCGCUGGUACAUUUAUACUCCGGCGGUCAGGAUCGACCUGACGCACAGGACGAGGCGUAUCGAGGGAGGACGGAACUCUUUCGGGAAGAGUUUCACCGCAGGAAUGCCUCACUUAAACUGACACGGAUUAAAGUCUCAGACAGUGGCAUCUACACCUGUUCCACCAGGACCAACACCUCCCACAUGCAGAAGAAGCUGUAUCUGGAUGUUGAAGUUUGCCAGCGAGAGUCGGUGAAAGGGAAACUCCCCGGGGCGCGGUUCAGGUCUGAUGUCCGGGUUGGUGCGGUUCAGGAAGGGAAGGGGGGCAGUCGGUGA
Molecule: messenger RNA, 1131 nt
Organism: Amblyraja radiata (thorny skate)
Lineage: Eukaryota; Metazoa; Chordata; Chondrichthyes; Rajiformes; Rajidae
Product: butyrophilin-like protein 10
Exons: 6
Coding region: 55-1131 (358 amino acids)
Biological process (GO): regulation of cytokine production; T cell receptor signaling pathway
Cellular component (GO): external side of plasma membrane
Molecular function (GO): signaling receptor binding
Source: RefSeq, a predicted model, not a curated record